AUGCAGCGCCGCCUACUGAAGGUUUUACUAAUUUAAAAUUUCUCAAUUUUUUUCAUUUAGAACCCAUCUUGUCGAAAUCGUACCGCUCACUGCGGUACGAAAAAAAUAAACAAUUUUUCUAUAGUUUACAUUUUCAGAUACGGACUCGCUCAUGUUUCUGAAACAGGCAGGGAUGGAUAACAUCGAGGACAUGAUGGGCUCGGUAUUCUAUCAAAUUUUUUGUUAUUUUGUAAAAUUUUUUUAUUCCAGGGUCUAGGCAUGUUCCAGUCCGAGGUACCGGCAGGCUACAAAAUCAUAAAAUUUGUCUCAACUGCGAGCAAAGUGUACACGUACGUCCUCGAAGACCCAGCCGGUAAUCAGAAGGUGGUCUGGAAGGCCAAGGGAGUGAGGCAUGACGUUGAUAACAACAGCGUCAUAACCGUGGAUGCGCUCGAACAACAGGUUCUUUUUCUAUUUUUUGAGCACUUUUUCCAAUAAAAAACUCAUUUUUUGAACAUUUUUUUUUCAGGCGCGCUCCUUUGCGGCCGGAGAGGGUUUCGAUGUCAUCGAAACAACGGACGAGACGAUGGUCAAAAGACCAGUGCAACGUCUGAAGAAGCUGCAGCCGGUGAUGGAUAAAAUGCUGUUCUUCCCAGAUGGCUCCACGCGUCCUUAUGGUUGGAUCGAAGACCCGACGGACCUCAUAGACGAUUAUCUUUUCUAUCACUGA
Messenger RNA from Caenorhabditis auriculariae, 709 nucleotides. Lineage: Eukaryota; Metazoa; Nematoda; Chromadorea; Rhabditida; Rhabditidae. The record is from the annotation of a GenBank genome assembly.